CAGUGGCGAGGCUCCCCGGGAGCUGGGGCCGGGAUGGAGCCGGGGCGGCGGGACUCGCUGGCGCUGCUCACCGACCUCUACCAGUUCACCAUGGCCUACGGCUACUGGCGGGCGGGGCGGCAGCGGGAGCCGGCCGAGUUCGAGCUCUUCUUCCGCCGCUGCCCCUUUCGGGGGGGCUUCGCCCUGAGCGCGGGGCUGGGCGAGUGCCUGGCCUUCCUGCGGGCCUUCCGCCUCCGCGAGCCGGAAAUCGAGUACCUGCAGUCGGUCCUGCCCAGCACUGUGGAAAAGGCUUUCUUCGAUUACUUGCGCACCGUGGAUGCCUCCGAAGUCACCAUCUCCUCUGUGCCGGAGGGCUCCAUCGUCUUCGCCACGGUUCCGCUAUUGCAAGUGAAGGGGCCGCUGCUGGUGGUGCAGAUCCUGGAGACCACGCUGCUGUGUCUGGUCAACUACGCCAGCCUUGUGGCCACUAACGCUGCCCGGUUCCGCAUGCUUGCUGGCCCAGACAAGAAGCUGCUGGAGUUCGGGCUGCGACGUGCCCAGGGCCCGGAUGGGGGCCUUUCUGCAUCCAAGUACUCCUACAUAGGGGGCUUCGAUGGGACCAGCAACGUGCUGGCAGGGAAGCUGUAUGGGGUUCCGGUGCGGGGAACCGUGGCCCAUUCCUACAUCAUGUCCUUCUCGUCGCUGGCGGAGGUGCAGCCCCGGACCCUGAAGCCCCUGGACGGAGAUGAGCCGGUGGAUUUCCUGCCCCUUGCUGAGUCGUGGCUGAGGCGAGUGUGCCAGACGCUGCGGGUCCCCCACGACAGAGUGAACCACGGGGAGCUGGCUGCCUUCGUGUCGUACGCCAUCGCCUUCCCCCACAACUUCCAAGGGCUGGUGGACACUUACUCCGUCAUGGGGAGUGGCAUCCCAAACUUCUGCGCCGUGGCGCUGGCGUUGAACCAGCUGGGAUACCGCACGAUAGGGAUUCGCGUGGACAGCGGAGACCUCGGCAAGCAGGCGAGGGAGAUUCGCCAGGUGCUCCGGACCUGCAGUGCCGACUUCCAGGUUCCCUGGUUUGCGACCAUCCCCAUUGCUGUGAGCAAUGACAUCAGUGAAAGGAACCUGGAGGAGUUAAUGCAGGAGGGGAAUGAAAUUGACAUGAUCGGAAUUGGGACCAAUCUGGUGACGUGCCCGCUGCAGCCCUCCCUGGACUGUGUUUACAAGCUAGUGAAGGUGAAUGGCUGCCCCAAGCUGAAGCUGACUGAAGACGAAGAGAAGAUGACCAUCCCGGGGAGCAAGGUGGUGUACAGGCUCUCUGAUGCCACUGGUCUUGCCUUUAUGGAUCUCAUGGCAUUGGAGGAGGAGCCCCCACCCAGGGCAGGGCAGGAAGUGGCUGUCCGCCUGCUGGGGAGGAGUGAGGAGGCCAGGAGGGUGACUCCCAUGGCCGUGGAAAUCCUGCACCGCACUUACUUUAAAGAUGGACAGCAGGUUUGCCAGGCUCUUCCCGGCCUGCUGGAAAUCAAGAGCCACGCGCACGCCUCUUUGAGCCUGCUCAGCCCUGCGCACAAGAGACUCCAGGACCCGGAGCCUUACCAGGUUGCUGUGACCGAGAAACUGCACUUUCUCCUCAGUGACCUGCGUCGAUCCAGCCGGUGAGCUGCCCUGCCUGCAUCGUCCUGUCCAGCAGCAAACUGCACCUAUGCAAGCCCAAAUUAACCUGCACAAAGACCUGGCCGCUAUUAGGGCCUGGGUGUUUCUGUUUAAUUGUCUAAUUCUUUUUGAAUGAUGGUUUUGCUGUGCAGGGCAGUAGCUACAGGGCAGUCCAGCUCCAACAGGUAUGGCAAACAUCCCCAAACAGGACCUGCGCAGACGGGAAGCAGAUUUUUCUGAUCCGAUUUGAAAUGCAAGGGGAGGCGUUGAUGGGGGCAGAGAUCCAGCAAGGCUCUGCCUAGUUUUACUCUACUAACAAUGGGGCUUACGUGUUGGGAUCUGCAGCUGUCCUCGGGUGCUGUUCUUCCGCUGUCUCUACCGUGUGUUUUGGAAAGGCGUAUCUCCUUAUGUUGUCCCUCUCAGAGUUUUUCUGUGAAAACGACACUUUCCUCAAUAGACCUGAUCGCUGCGUGUCUUUGGAGUCGCACCUUCUGACUUUAAUGCCUAAAAUAAGGGGGUGUUUGUAGUGCAGAGCCAUCCCAGCUAUGGGAGAAUGAGCUGGAUUCUAUUCUGGGCUCAUGCGUCAUGAACAGAAUUGUUUAAGAAACAGCAGAUUCAUCCUAAGCAGAAUCAAACUCUCAUCACAGACAUUGAUUAGGAAAUUCUCUGCUUAAAGUCUAGGGCUAUUAAUUCUCUUUAGCUUAUAGCUAAUUUGUAGGCUCUCAGUAAUUGUAUCGGAUCAGGACUUGUUCUGUAUCCUGGCCAAUGGUGGCCAGUGCCAGCUGCUUCAGAGGAGGUACAAGAAACCCCAUGGGCUGCAUCUAAACUGGGGAAAUUUAUGAUCUAAUCCUGAAAUGAGCUGUGGCCAGGGGGCUCCCAGUGGGGUUCUGCACAGAGCUCCUUGCAGGAGCAGCAGUUUAAUCUUCAGUUGUAAGUUUAAGAAUACAAACCGACCUCUUACAGAUGGAUCUUUGAGUAUGACUCAAACCCGUUAUUUCUCCCAAUCCCGCUUUGUCUGCAGAUCCCAGGAGAGGUCUUGCAGGGUCUUCAGAAACGCAAGUACAGUGUAAACGGCAUAGAGGCAAGUGAUUGGAGCCCCACAAUCUGCUUUGUGGCGCUUUCAUGAAAUCACUCUCUAAACAUGUGAUGGAAACGCUUCCCCUGCAGCAGUUGACAAACCAUUAAAUGUUUGGAUUGCAAAGGCCCCGUUGUGCUGCACAAAAGAAGGAGAGAUGUGGCCCCUGCUCUGAAGAACGUACCCAAAGUUAGUGUGUGAAAGCUAGUGUGUGAAACCAGAAAGAGAGAGAAAUGAACCGGUUAGCUUGUUUUCACUGUCCAGGUUGAGAGAAGUACAAAAGGUAAAAGACUUUUGAAUAGUGAGGGUAACUGACCAUCAUGGAUGAGGUGGAUUCUCUGUUACUUGGAGUCUUUAAAUCAAGGCUGAAUGGCUUUCUAGAAGUUGUAGCACAACCAAAAGCUCUGGGCUGGCUGCGGGAAUCUCUGCGUCAGGGUCUGUGACCUGUGCUAUGCAAGAAGUCAGACUAGAUGAUCGUAAUGGCCUCUUGUGGCCUUCAAAUCUAUGGAUCUUUGAACGUUUCUUUACAUUUUUAUCCUCUCAGGUGCGUUUAAUAGCACAGAGGUCGGUUUGUUUUCAGAAUCGUAUUUGUAACCUGACUCUUGUAUUGAAAAGUUAUUCCCAACUUUCUGGGGCAGUGUCUGUUCAACAGCAGAGAUCAAACUUAGCGUCUUCGUCGCUUCCCUGGAACAUUCACGCACAUUCUGGAUGAAGAGUUUCCUCUUAAGAAAAGAAAACACCACUUGCCUUAAACCGAAUACAUGUUAAAAAUAACAGAUCUGCCCCCUGCCCUAGGGGAACAGAGGCUGGUUCUCUCCAGUCCCACACGGGGGAGAAGUCGGAAUCUGCUGGUUUUAGAUGUCUUUCCCAACAUUCAGUUUAAUGAAGAUAGCAAUGGGUGCAGCAGGGGGUUGGCUGGAGGAGAGGGUCGGCCAGUUUGAUGUUUGUUCUCUGUGGAGUAGCGACGGCAGUAACAUCUCUGUAAAGAACCCAGGAAUCGCGUGGCCCUGCUGUGGGGUUUGUAAUGGCUCUGUGACACUCUCCUUAGGGAGCCCAGGACUGUAAGCCACGCUUGUAUCCUUCUGCUUCUUGGCUGGAGCUUAACCUGUGUGACAGCCCCUGCCACACCGGUCUGUCCACCUCUCCAGCAAACACCUAUAGUCUAAACCAUGCCUCGCAGGUACCAUUCAGUGAAUGCUCUCCUCCACCUUCACACUCUCUCUCUUUCACUGGGCUGGGUUAGGGGUUUGGGAGGGCGGGUGGGCUCUGGCCUGGGGCUAAGCAGUGUGAGAGGGGGCUCUGGGCUGAGCCUGGGGCAGGGAAUGGAAGUGCAAGCUCUGGGAGGGAGUUUGGGUGCAGGAGGAGGCUCUGGGCUGGGGCAGAGUGUUGGGGUGUAGGAGGGGGUACAGAGUGCUGGCUCUGGGAGGGGGAGUCAGAGCUGGGGCUUGGGGUGCAGGAGGUAUGGGGUGCUGGCUCCGGGGGAGGGUCAGGGGGUUGGGGUGCAGAAGGGGGUUUGGGGUGCUGGCUCCCGGAGGGGGAUGGGGAUUAGGGUGCGGCCUCCUGCCGGGCAGCAUUUACCUCCGGUGGCCCCUGGAUGGUGGCACAGCGUGGCUGCUGCUAAGGCAGACUCCCUGCCUACCCCAGCCCCACACCGCUCCUGGAAGGGGCCAACAUGCCCCUGCGGCCCCGGAGGGGGGUGGGGGGGAAUGUGGCUCCGCUUGCUGCCACUCUGCAAGCACUGCCCCUGCAGCUCCCAUUGGCCACAGCUCCCUGUUCCUGGCCAAUAGGAGCUGUGGGGGUGGUGCUUGCAGGCAGGAGCAGCAUGCGGAAGGAGGCCCCCCGCUCCCGGGGGCCAUGCUGCCUGCUUCUGGGAGCAGCGUGGGGCCGGGGCAGGCAGGGAGCCUGCCUUAGCAGCAGCCACGCUGCACCACCGGAGAUGGCAAUCGACUGGGAGAGCCUCUAGGAUCGACCACCACUGGGCUAGAGGGUCCAACAUUCACAGAAGCAGAGGGUGCUGACCCCUAUAUCCCUGAGGGUAUGUCUCCACUUGGCAUAUGAGGCUUGGGCUUAAGAGGCUGUUUAAUUGUGGUGUAGAUGUUCGGGCUGGAGCCUGAGCUCUAGGACCCUCCCUGCUUGCAGGGCCCCAGCCAGAGCCUGAACGUCUACACUGCAAUUAAACAGCCCCUUAGCCUGUUGAAUGACCAUGUAGACAUGCCCUCAGUGCUGGAUAACGAAGGGUUCUCCUCCCUUAUAGUCUGGUAGCCCUUUGAAAUGUGUCGUUUGAAGUGUAUCCCUAGAUAACAUUAGUCUCCCCUGCUGGUGGGCAGAUGCCAUGCUGCCUUCCUCAGUCUCUUGUGAAUUAGCUCUUUCGAUUGGUUUGAUCACGGUGUUUACUGUAGAUGUACUUUCCUUGUCUCUGGCUUAUGAACUUAACCCUGGCAGACGGGUACAUCCACAUUCCCUUGUCUAGGACAAACGUGUUUAUUUGCUCUACUCAGAUUGCUUGGUCUGACCCUGUGUUAGGAUAAUGUUUCCAGCACAUGUACAUACCUCUUUACACACAAGUGCUGGGGCUGGAGCACCCCCCCUCUGGCUUGAAAUGGUUUCCAUCAUAUCCAGGGUUUACACUUUGGUUCAGUGGCCAGCAUGUCACCACUUCUCAUAUGAUACCUUACGAGGCGCGCGUUGGCUAAAUAUUCUGACAACACUGUGUUGGGUGCACCCUUUGCCAGUUGGCUGUUAGGGUCACAGGUUCCUGUUUGACUCUUCACUGUUUACAAUGCACUCAGCCACUGGAAAAUAAAAUCUCCUUCCUUAUUG
Malaclemys terrapin pileata is the source of this 5524-nucleotide messenger RNA. RefSeq names its product nicotinate phosphoribosyltransferase (gene NAPRT). The transcript has 13 exons. Gene Ontology annotation, biological process: NAD+ biosynthetic process. Gene Ontology annotation, molecular function: nicotinate phosphoribosyltransferase activity. The coding region runs from base 34 to 1635 and encodes 533 amino acids. The record is from RefSeq and is a predicted model, not a curated record. NCBI's taxonomy places the organism in Eukaryota, Metazoa, Chordata, Testudines, Emydidae.